Molecule: messenger RNA, 1475 nt
Organism: Jatropha curcas
Lineage: Eukaryota; Viridiplantae; Streptophyta; Magnoliopsida; Malpighiales; Euphorbiaceae
Product: putative pectinesterase 53
Biological process (GO): pectin catabolic process; cell wall modification
Molecular function (GO): pectinesterase activity
Source: RefSeq, a predicted model, not a curated record
AAACCAAAUUAGGGUUAGGUUUAGUUAGAUGUAAUACAGCCUAGCUUUGAUUCAUUUGUCUCCUAAGAGUACUUUGCGUAGCGAAUGCUUGACCAGAUUUAACUAAUAAAUUACCAUAAAAAUGAUUAGGUAUAAAGACCGCAGUAAAAGCAAUACUGACAAUGCCAAUUCUAUACCCUCGCAGCUCUCUGUCAAUUCCUUAUUAUGCAUCCAUUUGCAAUUUUUAUAUUCCGAUAACAAACAUGCAUUACCAUCUAGCUAUCUGACCCAACAUUAAUUCCCAAUGGCCUCAAAGUACCAUUUCAAUUUCACUCUCUUCUUUCUUUUCUUAUUCUCCACUUCUUGUUCAAGGUUUUUUUCAUCUUCUUGUUUAGAAACAGAAGCAGAAACAGAAUACUACCAAUGGGUUUCUUGGAAUGUUAAAAAUCAUAGGAGGAGAUCGAUCUUGGAGAGCUCUCUUGAUGACAAGCUAAGGAAAGCUGAAAUGAACAGUGUCAGAAUAACAGUUAACCAAAAUGGCCCUGGAGAUUUCAACACCAUCGGAGAUGCUAUUAAAAGCAUUCCGUCACGUAAUACCAGGAGAGUUAUAAUAGCUAUCAAGCCAGGCGUUUACAGGGAAAAGAUUUCCAUCCCAAGAACAUUACCCUUCAUUACGUUUUUAGGGGAAUCAAGUGAUCCACCUAUUAUAACUGGUAAUGAUACUGCAUCAGUUAAUGGAAAAGAUGGGAUGCCAUUGAAGACAUUUCAAAGUGCAACUGUUGCUGUUGAUGCUAAUUAUUUUGUAGCCAUUAACAUAAUUUUUGAGAACACAGCCCCUCAUGAGAUUGGAUCGAGAGGAGGACAAGCUGUGGCACUUCGCAUAUCAGGUACCAAGGCAGCAUUUUACAGUUGCAGUUUUUAUGGGAAUCAAGACACUCUUUAUGAUCACAAAGGCCUUCAUUAUUUCAAUAAUUGCUUCAUCCAAGGCUCUGUCGAUUUCAUUUUCGGCUCUGGAAGGUCCCUUUACCAGAAUUGCCGUUUAAAUUCCGUAACCAAGAAGGUGGCCUCUCUCACAGCUCAAAAGCGCAAUAAUUCUUCAUUAGAAAGCGGAUUUUCCUUCAAAGAUUGUGUAGUAACGGGGAGUGGGUUGGUCUAUCUAGGAAGAGCUUGGGGUGAUUAUUCCAGGGUUGUUUUCUCUUACACAUACAUGGAAAAGGUAGUUCUUCCUCAGGGUUGGAAUGAUUGGGGCGACCAAAAGCGUGACGCGAGGGUGUUUUAUGGAGAAUACAAGUGCAGUGGGCCUGGAGCCAACUACACAGGAAGAGUGCCAUGGGCAAGAAUUCUGACAGAUGAAGAUGCUAAACCUUUUAUAGGGACUUACUAUGUUGAUGGAGACACUUGGCUCAUUUCUCCUAGAGGAAUUGAGUGUUGAGAGGUUUACAAUAGUGGAAGAUAUCUUAUUGUUAAAUAAAAAUAAGGUUAUGUUGUGCUUUAAA